ACAUGGUGCAGGCAGCGGCGACAGCUGCUAACACCAAGUCAGAAAAGGAAAAAUUAAAUCAGCGCAAAGAAUCGACUAGUGGGCUCCUAAAAAAGGCCAGUGUUACCAAACACUUCCCAUCUACCGUUGAUUUUUUUGGACAGAAGUGCAAGAAUGAAGAUGUGGACAUGAAAAAAAUCGAUAAAGCUUUGAGUGAACAUCAAUCCAAAUACAAACAGCUGGAGAACCUGAUGAAAAAAGAUUGGGACCACUGGACAGCGGAAACCGAUAACACUGCCAAGUCGCUGAAAGCUAUGAGAACUACGUUCGGAACAUCUAUUGGUACAACGGCUGCUAUUCAACACGAAACCCAGGGGCUCCAAGUCAAGACAUCCGGACUUGAAACCGAGAAUGCCACUCUUCGGGACUCGCUCGAAAAAUACAAGCGUUCCUUCGCAGAACAACUCUCGACUCUCGAAAAGAAAGUGGACGCCGCACAUAAACGUACUGCUAUGAAGUCAGCGUCGGGUUUGGCAGAGAAUGUCGAAGCAUUUUCAAAACGUAUUGAUGAACUUUCAUCCGAAUUCGAAAGAUUAUCGAAACAAGGUUCUACAGCGACGCCUCUUAUUCCAGACCCUCAUAUUGAGGACCUGCGAAACAAGUAUUCGGCUUUAGAAGCCAAGAUCCAGUCAGCACAGGAAUCCAAUGGUCAAAACUCGACUUCACUCAAGAAAGCCAUCAAACAAGUGGAUGAUCAUGAAACGCGCCUUAGGGCUGUCAAAAUUGAAGGAUUUUCGAAACGGCUGGAUGACGUUGAUCGUCUCCUUCGUUCUACAGAAGCUCAUCACAAGGGUGAUCACUCGCUCGAUGAACUGAAGAUCCUACUCCCGAAACUCAAAGUUUUGGUAAAUCAUCCACAUCAGGAGCAGUUGAAUGCGGCGGUUAGCCGUCUCGAGACGGGAAUCCGAGACCUGCGAGAUGUUGGUGCUAUGAAGGACGAUUUGUUCUUCGCAGAUAUCGCGGAGUUAAGGCAGACCUUGACGGGACAGUCAAAUAACCUCACAGAUUACUCCAAGGAAAUUACAGAGCUGAAGGGAUCUUAUGGUCGCAUAUCCGAAGAGUUGAGAAGCCUCAGUCAGCAAAAUUCGGCUGCGGCUUCUGAGAGGAUUGCCAAAGUUGAGUCGACCGUCGACGAAACGCAAGCUUUACUCAAUACUGUGAAAAUUGGACUGUCUUCUCUCGAGACUAGGUAUAAUAAUCUUUCAACAGAGCCGAUCGUGAAAAAUAUGAUCUGCGCAAUGCAAGAGAUGUACCCUUCUGCAGGUCAGCUGACCGAGCAUGUUGCCGCACUAAAAAGGCAGUUUGACCAAGAAGUCUCUUUGAUGAAGUCGCAGAUUGACCAGUGUAGACAACAGCAAGCACAACCUGAUCCGAGUUUGCGAAGUGACAUGAACGCACUACGCCAAAAUCAUACGGGCCUUGUACAGUCGGUCAUGCCCUUGGUGCGGCAAUUCCAAUCAGGUUCCUUUGCGACCGAGGGUGAUCUCCAGGGUCUGACACAGAAGGUCGACAAGCACAUUUCAAGGACCGAGAUGCAGCUUAGCUCUAAGAGGGCAGCUGACGAAUUCCUUCAAAGAAGCAUUUGCGCAGAGCGAGAUCAUCUGACCACCAAAUUCGAUGGUCUUGCCGGGGAAUUCGGGCAGCUGAACCAAAAGCAAGACGAUCAAAUCACUUUGAUCAAUCAGCUUACUAGUGACCUUCAUGGGAUCACCACGCAGUGCCAUACUAUUGAUGGCCAGCUGAAGUCUCUCUCUGGUGAUUAUAAAUCUCUAGAGUCAGACAUAGCCGAUGCCAGGGCCAUGGGCACGAAUAAUGAUGAAAAACUCCAGUCGCAUACUAGUGACAUAGCAGAACUCUUUGGGACUACAGAAAAGCUGGGGCAUACCUUCACCGCUCUCCAGGACACAGGCAAAGAGCUACAGAAAACCACACAAUACCUUAAAACAACCACACGAGAACUUGAAGAUUCUAUCAAGCGCCUUGACACAACCACCGAAAACCUUACUGGGAAAGCAGAGGCCCUCGAAGGGACUGUUCACAGUCUGGAGGUGUCCAUGUCGGCCGAUCAUCAGCUCCUCUCCGAGCAGGUCGUUUCAAUCAACGGCCAGGGUUCCGCGAGAGCCUCGCCGGGACCUAGCAAAGCCGGAACUUUCCCAGGACUGUCUGCUCCAGAAGAAUCGAUUGUCCCCAAGGAGGAGAGUCCUGCAGAGUCCGAGCCUAUCAACGGUCCUACGCUUGAUACUAUGGACCUCAACCCGGCGCAAGCUAUCUUGACAAAGUCAAGAAAAAGGCCGCGUCGCUCGUCUGUGGACUCUGAAAGCGAAAGCUCCUCUAUCCGAGUUGGCACACCAGGUUCUCAGUCUCCGGCGAUGUCCAUCAAUGGCGCGUCGGACGACGGAAGAAGUACGUCCAGAAAAAGGCUCAAUAAGAAAGCCAAGAAAAAGCUCCGGCAGAACCCUCUAGAGCCCGGAGCUGAGAAUCGGAAGGACAUUGCGCGGCCGGCGUCAAAAGAUCCUGCCAAGGACAAGUCCAAGCCCCGGUCCAAGGACAAGCCAAAAGACAAAGAGGAGAGAGAAAGACGGAGGCUACGAGUCCAACAAGAGGCCCAGCGACGGAAAUCUAUUCCGAUUGACUAGGAAGAAGCUUUCCGUGCGCCGGGCCCCGCGCCCCUAGAAUCACGAAUGUUUCUUGGAAUUAUGAUUGUUAUGAGUGCAUCUACCCGACCUAUUCGUCCAAUUUCAUUGAGGAUAUUUUUCUUUUACAAUCCUCCGAUACCUUCGUUUCUUUUCUGUGUGAUUAUUACCGAAGCACUGCCUUGAAUAUUUGAGCAACAGUCUAUUUGAUUGUUGCGUUCUGUCCAACCAACUGGAUGGAAGACAGUUACAUGCCAUCCUAUUAUCCUAACACGUGCACUUACUUCAUCGAAACCUUCCUUGCACUUGAAUACCCCGGCACGAAUAUCAAGUAUAAACAUCCCUGCCACUUCUCGGCUCCAAGGCUGUAACACAGUAAGAUUGUGUAUACAUUAGCGGAGCCAACACUCCAACCACCAUAUUGCCCACUCCACAAAU
Molecule: messenger RNA, 3110 nt
Organism: Aspergillus campestris IBT 28561
Lineage: Eukaryota; Fungi; Ascomycota; Eurotiomycetes; Eurotiales; Aspergillaceae
Exons: 1
Cellular component (GO): cytoskeleton
Source: RefSeq, a predicted model, not a curated record